Acanthosepion pharaonis is the source of this 2349-nucleotide messenger RNA. NCBI's taxonomy places the organism in Eukaryota, Metazoa, Mollusca, Cephalopoda, Sepiida, Sepiidae. The record is from the annotation of a GenBank genome assembly.
AUGCAACCUGUUUUUCAAAGAUUUGUUUACUACAAUACCUUGCCAUCAAAAAUUGAAUUGAAACACUCCUGCAUCUGUUUUCUAUUAGACUUAUGUGCUCCUGAUCUGGUCUUUACUCCUUCGCUGAACAUUUCUCAAGAAAAAGGAUUCUAUGAUCUUGUGGAUGAACUUGUGGAAGCCAUCUUUGCAGAAACAACUUAUAUCCCUCGCUUAGCAGACCAUACAGGCCAAGUGGAUUAUCUGCGGGAUUUGGAAUCAAUGGCAGAACUCAGUAAGAUGAGAAAUCUUCUAAUGGAAAAUGUGGAAAGUGUUAUGGCAAGAGCAUGCAGUUAUCGGGAUUCAUUUGACCAUUUUUCUUAUUUGUGGAAAGAAGACAGAGCAAAAUUUAUGGAAAAUUUUCUUCUCUACAAUCAUAUUCCCACCAAAGAAGAAUUUGAAGCUGGCAAUAUUCCAGAGAGUCCACCAACACUUGAACAAUUUAAAAACCAGAUUGACAAAUAUGAAGCGAUUUAUGAAGAAGCAGAAGCUAUUAGCAAAACUACUGUCUUUGACAAGUGGUUUCGUGUUGAUGUUCAACCAUUUAAGCAAGCCUUGCUCAACACCAUCAAAAAAUGGAGUUAUAUGCUCAAGCAACACCUUGUCAAUCAUGUGAUGAACAGUGUGACAGAACUGACAGAAUUUAUCCAAAUUGCCAAUGAAGGCUUAGCCAUAGUUGUAAAUGAAGGCGACUACGAUGCCUUGGUCGCUGUGAUGGGCCAUUUAAGAGCUAUCAAUCAGCGCCAGGUUGCUACUGACAACAUGUUUGAUCCUCUGAGGGAUACCAUUCAGCUUCUUAAAUCUUAUGAUCAGCCAAUACCACCUGAAAUCGAAGCAAAACUAGAGGAACUUCCAGAGAAAUGGAAUGACAUCAAGAAACAAGAGAUUGUGAAGAAGCAACAAGUGGCUCCACUCCAAGUUAAUGAAUUCAUAAACAUUCGUAAAAAACUGUCCUCUUUUGAUGCAACAUUGAUUACAUUCAGAAAAGCCUUCCUCAAAAUGCGAACCUAUUUUUAUGACUGCGAGAAUCCUUAUGAACUUUUGGAUAAGAAACACCAACAGAUUAUCCAGCUGGAGUCAGAAAUGAAGACACUUGUUGAUUCUGCUCUCUCAUUUGAUGAUUGGAAAACAACUUUUUGGUCAGACAUCAAUGUUGAACAAAUGGACAUGGACUGCAAAAGAUUUGCCAAGGAUAUUCGUCAACUGGAUAAAGACAUGCGAACAUGGGAUGCUUUUAUCAAUGCAGAGAUGACGGUCAAAAAUAUGAUCACCUCUCUUCAUGCUGUCUCUGAUUUGCAAAACACUGCUAUCCGUGAUCGUCACUGGCACCAACUGAUGCAAGCCACAAAUGUUCAACUCCAAAAUAUGCUUGCUUCUAAAUUUAUUGACUACUUUCUGAAGGAAGUAAGUGACUGGCAAAAGAAGUUGACUGUUGCUGAUCAAGUCAUUUCCAUUUGGAUGAAAGUACAGCGAACAUGGUCUCACUUGGAAAGUAUCUUUACUGAAUCAGAUGACAUUAAGGAACAGUUGCCAGAGGAUUCCCAAAGAUUUCAAAGAAUUGAUCAUGACUUUAAGAAAAUUGUCUCUGAAGUUGAAGUUACAAAAAAUGUUGUUGAAGCAACCGGUCAGCCAAAUUUAUAUAUAAUUGCAACCCCCUAUCCCCUAUAUCUAUACAAUAUGUAUUCCAAGACCCUCGGCAGAUGGCUCAAAACACUGUUAAUACUGAACCUAAUUUAUAAUAUCUAUCUUUCUUUAUGCUUUCCUGAAUUUGAAUGGAAUUCUUGCCCUCCAGAAAACUCUCUCUCACACUGUCUCUCCUCCAGUUUCUCUCUCACUCUCUCUUCACCCCCCAGUGCCUCACUCUCUCCACCAUCACCCCUCUCCCCCCCAUGCCUCACUAUCUCACACCACACCCCCUCUCUCUCUCCACCCCUCUCUGUGCCUCACUAUCUCGCACACACACACACACUCUCUCUCUCCCCCUGUGCCUCACUAUCUCGCACACACACACACACCCCCCCCCGUCCCUCACCCUCCCCCGUCCCCUGUCCCCCCCGUGCCUCACUGUCUCACACACACCCCCCCCUGGUGCCUCACUAUCUCGCUGUCUCCCUCCCCCCCAGUGCCUCACUAUCUCGCCCUCACCCAGGUGCCUCCUGUCCCACUGUGCCUCACUAUCUCCCACACACACACCCCCCCCCGUGCCUCACUGUCUCGCGCACACACACACUCCCCCCCCAUGCCUCACUGUCACGAACACGAACUCUCUGUCUCUCUCUCUCCUUCAGUGCCUCACUAUCUCACACACCCUGA